This is a messenger RNA of Penicillium angulare, 2253 nucleotides long. RefSeq lists its product as uncharacterized. Lineage: Eukaryota; Fungi; Ascomycota; Eurotiomycetes; Eurotiales; Aspergillaceae. The record is from RefSeq and is a predicted model, not a curated record. The transcript has 6 exons. The coding region runs from base 1 to 2253 and encodes 750 amino acids.
AUGGUAAGCGUCACAUUCUCGGUUAAGAAGAAACAGGAUGAAGCAUGUCUAGAAUAUUACCGUUCUCGACGGACAGAUAAUAUGUUCAUACAGGUUUUUGCAUUAGGUUUCGAUGUACUUUCGACCCUUUCCCAUGACGAGGCCGUUGACCUCUUGGAGCGAACUCGGGUGUUUGCGCCUUGCCUCAAUGACUUCGCUGUUAAAGAUGAUUCGUUCCGCGAACAAGCGCCUGUACCGGUUGCGUCUCAUCAAAUAAAUCGUCGCGAAGCCAGUGUGGGAGAUUCGGACCCGACCAUACCGUCCACAAUGUCGCAUUCAGGUCAAACUGUGAUACGGGGGUUGACUGAUGUUGAAGAACAGCCAAACCAUUCCCCACUUUUAGAGACUGAUAUGGACGAACGGAAAGUAGACGGUGUAUCAAACAAACAAACGCAACCUUUGGACGAUCACGACAGCCUCGACAGCCUCGACAACCUCGACAACCUCGACGAUGGGGCAGAUAAUUCGACACAAUCUGACAAUUAUGUAUCCAAUUCCUUUGACUUUGCGCUUCUAUUAAAUCAAGCAGCCGAACGUGACGGCACCGGAUUGGCUCUGGAGGACCCAGCGACCAAUACUGUCAACGACAUCACGGCCUUAUGUGCAAGGUCCACUGCGGUUGGAACCUCUGCGCAAUCCAGGUCUAUUCCUGUGCCUUCGGAUCCUGCCACUCCCGGCUACAAUGUGUUGUACCUAAAUAACCAAAAUUUACAUUCUAAGGGGGCUGAAGCGGAUGGAGUUGAAAUACAGCGUCAUAUUAUCACAGAAAAUCAACAAGCCAUUCCCCAAACAGCGCCAAGAUCUCCCGAUAGCCCUAAAUCGUCGGACUUUAUUGUCUCGACCCCUACUUCGCCUUGUGAUGUCCCUCCAGGUCCUGUCUCCCAAGAACCAGACGAAAUGGAAAUAGAUUGGGCGGCAGGAUCACCUGCAGACAACGGAAGGUCUCGGAAUGAGUCUACGCCUGCACCUGAGACCCCCUUUCUAAGCCCCACUAAUUCCUAUCCUACACCCGGAUCGAAUCCACCAGCAACGCCUAUUCCAGAGAAAGAGCGCAUCAACUACCCCGUAAAUCUUUCCCCAAGCAAGACGGGCGCGCCGGGAGUUCUCUUUCCAUGCUCUCAAGCAUCACUCACGGAUUUUUCUGCUAGCGCAGACAUAGGGAAAGUCCCCAAUGCAUUGAAACCGGCUUCCACUGGGCGCAAUCAGGGAGUCCUCGUUAAUAGCUCACGGUUGUUUCCCGAUGUCGAGCAUUAUCCUGAUCCUAUGUCCACGUUCACGACCGAAGACAAUCUAGGAGAUGAAGAAAUGGAGACCAUCUUGGGAGGUGUCGAUCAAUUUUUGAGGAGUUCUACUGAUAUGCCAAAUAUGACCUUGGAGACGGAGCCUAAGAUACCAGCACAAGUCGGAGAAUCAUCUGGAGACCCUCAUCCCAGAGACGGCUGUGUCACAGAAUCAGCAGUCUCACAUGCCACAGUCUCAGAGCUCGCACUUGCAUCGGCUUCGUCUGCCUCCUCUCCUGCAAAUGUUCUUUCGCCUGUAUCGCGUCAGGCUAAUGAUGACGUAGGGUCUGGGCAUAGCAAGAACCGCAAACGAAAGCGCACCGCAGACGUUGAUGAUCCAACAGCAAGAAACGCAAGUCAUAAUGCCACCUCACCUUAUGAUAGCAUACAGGCAGCAGCAUCCAAGUCGUCCUUGCUGGCCGAUGAAGACUUGGUCGUUAGUGAUGACCUGUCUUCACUCAGUUCAACUCCUGGAAGUCCUCUUCUCGAGCCUGCAGACCCCAGUGCGACACAGGAACCCAGCCCCCUGGACGUAACCUUUUCAAGACUUACUGAAAGGGCAAGAUCUCAAGUUCGUAACACUGGUGACCAUCUUCUCAUGCCUGACUUUCCAAAAUUUCUGGAACGACAUUCCCAGCGCUGGUUCGCGUCUGGCUUUUGGAGUGGGGCGACUUGGAAGAUUAACCAGACAUCGAGUAUGAACUCGUCGCCUGAUCGCGCAGGCCUUAUAAACUACCUAGUGACUCUGCAAAACAAUGAUGAGAUACAACUCUUUAUGAAUGAUAAUCUCCUGUCACGCAUUUGCGAAGUACUCCUGAAUGGCUAUGUAUCUUUAAAAUCUAUGAUUCCGUUCGAAAUUAACACAAAUUUAGGCUUGCCUAAUGCCCCUACCUUGGCGCCUGGCCUUGACACCGAGGCGUACUAUGUUGUCUGA